AUUGCUUGCUGUGGCUUGACGAGACUUGUUAUGUUGUAAGGCUCACAGAAGCAGGGAGUGAAAAGGUAGCUAGCACGCGCAAAACGUGGACUAAAGUCUUUCUCCAACAAGACCGCUGCAACCUACACAACAAUCUCCCAUACACAUCUUAGCAGUCAUGUCAGUUCGAAAUCGCGUAAAGGCAGAGGUGCCUGUCUCCUCGAUGUCCUCACCUUACUCAGCAUCUUCUCCGAACGGCAACCUGAACCGCCAACAAAACGCGCAAUCAUCACCAUGGUAUCCUACCUUCCUCGAGGCCAUUCUACUGGCAAUCUACCCCUUCACUCUCGUACUGGGCUCGCUAUUCAGCGUCCUCAACACGACGACGCGCAACACACCCUACAGCGGUGACCUCCAGUCCCACCCUCCCUCGAUCGCUCCCUCAUACUUCGCUCUCAAGUCAAACGUCUUCAACGUCUACUUUGUCAAGAUCGGCUGGUUCUGGAUCACAGGCGCCUUCUUCCUCUUCUGCUUCACCCACAGCUCCCUAGGCCCUCGCUUCAAGCCCACUCUCACUGCCCGCCGCGCUCGCGCCCUCAUCCGCUACACAGCUGUCACGGCAGUCUGGUGCGCUGUCACCCAGUGGUUCUUCGGCCCUCCCAUCAUCGACCGCGGUUUUAGACUCACCGGCGGUCAAUGCGCCAUCAUCUACAAUGACGACCCUAUCAACAACGCAAAGCAAAAUCAGAUGAGCGAUACCAGAGAAAUCUUCACUCACGCUGCUUGCAAGGUUGCUGGUGGCUCUUGGAGAGGUGGUCACGAUAUCAGUGGUCACGUCUUCAUCUUGAUCCUCGGAUCUGCCAUGCUGUGGUUGGAGAUCCUGCCCGACGUUCUCAGAAAUGGAGGUCUGCGUGAGGACCGUCGCAUUCGUAUGCACGAUGGUGCUGUCAAGACUGCCGCUGUGGAGACACACGAUGAGAAGGGCAAUGUACAUGUUCCCAGCGAGUUGGGCUUGGGCGUUAGAGUCGCAUUGUGCAUUGCAGGUUUGAGCUGGUGGAUGCUGCUCAUGACUGCUGCUUACUUCCACACCUGGCUGGAGAAGUUCACCGGCUUCCUUGUCGCUUUCGGCGUCAUCUAUGCCGUCUACUUUGUUCCUAGAGGUGUCCCCGCUCUGAGAAGCAUUCUGGGUAUGCCCGGUGUAUAAGCAUGAGGGACAAACAGUACGGACAAACAUCAUGUACACAGCCCUUCUCGCACCCCAGCAUUUUUGAAGAUUAUGAAAAAGAAAGAAACG
This is a messenger RNA of Aureobasidium pullulans EXF-150, 1273 nucleotides long. RefSeq lists its product as uncharacterized. The record is from RefSeq and is a predicted model, not a curated record. The transcript is spliced from 2 exons. Bases 158 to 1183 code for a protein of 341 amino acids. Gene Ontology annotation, cellular component: endoplasmic reticulum membrane. Gene Ontology annotation, biological process: phospholipid biosynthetic process; lipid droplet organization; lipid storage. NCBI's taxonomy places the organism in Eukaryota, Fungi, Ascomycota, Dothideomycetes, Dothideales, Saccotheciaceae.